Messenger RNA from Schistosoma haematobium, 12936 nucleotides. RefSeq lists its product as uncharacterized. Bases 1 to 12936 code for a protein of 4311 amino acids. The transcript is spliced from 41 exons. Gene Ontology annotation, molecular function: actin filament binding. Gene Ontology annotation, cellular component: nuclear outer membrane; meiotic nuclear membrane microtubule tethering complex; cytoplasm. The record is from RefSeq and is a predicted model, not a curated record. Lineage: Eukaryota; Metazoa; Platyhelminthes; Trematoda; Strigeidida; Schistosomatidae. Gene Ontology annotation, biological process: nuclear migration.
AUGGAUGAGUUUGCUGAAUUUUGGUCUGUUAUAUUAAAUACUAAAUUCAAUAUACUUCGAAGCGAACAAGAACGUGUACAGAAGAAAACAUUUACCAAUUGGUUAAACACAUAUUUGAGUAAUGCGAAUCCACCAUUGAAAGUUCAAGAUUUAUUUGAAGAUAUCAAGAAUGGAAUAGUGUUAAUAAGAAUUUUAGAAGUUUUAUCAGGAGAGAAACUACGUGCAGAAAGUCGGGUUCAAAUGAAUCGGAUACAUUGUCUAUCAAACAUUAAAACUGCAUUGGAAUUUUUACAUUCAAGGAAUGUUAAAUUAGUCAAUGUCAAUCCGACUGAUAUUGCUGACGGGAAACCAGCUAUUGUUCUUGGUCUCAUAUGGGUUAUUAUACUAUAUUUCCAAAUUGAGGAACAAGAAGAGUUACUAUUGAAAAUUUUGGAUCUUCCACCUGGCUCACUUAAAGCAAGAGGUUCAGCUAAACGUGCUCUACAAACCUGGGUUCAAGAAAUUUUCGCUGGUUCUUUCAGAAGAAAAGGAUUAAAAUACGAUGUUCAAAUUCGUGAUUUUGGUCCAAGUUGGCGUGAUGGUAUAGCAUUCAAUGCUAUGGUACAUAAUAUUGAUUCCAGUCUUAUUGAAAUGGACAAAGUAAAGACUAGAACAUCAAAAGAAAAUUUAGAACAUGCAUUUACUCAAGCUGAAAAACAUUUGGGUAUACCAAGACUAUUAGAUCCUGAAGAUGUCGAUGUUGAUAGACCAGAUGAAAAGUCAAUUGUAACAUAUGUUGCUCAAUUUUUCAAAGCUUAUCCGGAUGCAGGAAGACGAAGACCUGAUUCACCUACCAAAACGAAUAUCAAACUAAAACUUGAUAAUCUAAUGAAAUUUAUUCGAGAAUCUGAGUUGAAAAUGAAAACGGUUCGGUCUGCGCGUACUAGUUUAAAUGAACAAUAUCAGGUAUAUGAGGAAUUAAUUACAGGGAAAGAGAUAGAAGAAGUAAAUUAUGAAUCAUUAAAAGAUCAAUGGUAUUCUGGUUUAAUAUCUCAUACUGAUUCAUUAAUUAAUCUAAGUGAAAUAGAAAUUUUAGAAGAAUCAUGGAAUAAUUUUAUCAAUAUUAUGAAUGAAUGGUUAUGGGAAAUAGAUGAAAAAAUACCUGGUCAAUAUGGUCAUAUUGCUAAAUGGUUAAGUCAAGCUGAAAAAUGGUUUAAAGAAGUAAAUUUAAAAUGGUAUCAAAAACCAUCUGGUACUGAAGCAAUGGGAUUUUGUAUUACAGUCAAUCAAUCAUGGCGUCCUUCAAGUGCUGAACCUCCAUAUUCUCCUCCAUCAAAUGAAUUAAUAGAUAAGUUACAAAAUGAAAGAUUAGAAAUUUUCGGAACAAGUAAUCAAAAGUUGAACUCUAUUCGUGAUGAUUUAUCUCGUGUUAUUGACAAUGAAAAGACAAACAAUUUACCUAGUACUUUAAUUGAUCGACUAAGUACACGUUUAUCAAAAGUCACUGGUUAUGAACCUGGAUAUAGUGCAGUUUUAAAUGCAGCCAAAGCUCGUAGAACAUUCCUUGAUAUAUUAUAUAAUGUUAACCGUACAGAAACUAGUACAGGUGUUCGUAUACGUAGUCGUCGACGUGAAAGUGCUACAGGUUUUGAAUAUCGUUUUUGUAAUUGGUUGGAUCUAGUCGAUGGUAAUAUACAUACUGAAACUAGAGAGAUUGUAAAUGGAAUUCUUACCGAUUAUCAGCUUUGUUUAAAGACAGAACAUAUUCCAGAGAAAUUAGAUCAAUGUAAAUCAGAUUUAUGUAAACAUUUUAAUUUAUUAACUAAAAUUGUUCAAUAUGAUGAUCAACUUAUACCAAAAAAUUCUUUGGAUAUUAUUCAACGAUGGCAAGAUGAUUGUGAAAUGAAAUGGAAUAUAGAUAAAUUUAAUCAAUUAAUACAGUUAGGUGAACGUAUUAAACAACGUUUAACAUUAUGGGAUAAAUUAGAUCAUCGUGUUAGAAAUAUAGAAAAUUGGUUGUCACAAUUUGAAGAUUCGAAAUUUUCUGAAAAUGAUUGGUUCAAUCGACGAGAUGAAAUAUAUGUGUUAUUAGAAGAAGCUAAUGAAGCUGCUCAUUAUCUUGGUGAAUCAGCCGAUCAUCAUAGAUUGGAAAUGUUUCGUAAAAGGAUUGAGAAAUUAGAAUCCGAUAACUCCAAAAGAAAACAAGCUAAUUUAGAAAAAGUAGAAGCAAAACGAUUAGCGGAUAAAUUAAAACUUGAAAAUGAAUUAAAUAAUCAUUUAAAUCAAAUAGAAAAUUGGAUCAAUUCAGUAAAAGAUUUAAUUGAAAAUAAAACGAAUGGUAAAUUGAAACAUUUACAAGUACGUUGUACAUCGAAUGGAUUAUCGAUUAUUGUUGGACAAUUACAAAAUAUUUUAGAUGAACAAUCAAAAAUUACAGAACAUUUACGAAAUGCUACUAAUCUAAGUCAAGAUCCAAUAAUUCAACCAAUACAAUUAGAACAAAAUGAACGUUUAUUAUAUUUAGAAGAAUCAAUGGAGAAAUUUAUUCAUUUAUUACCAAUAAAAUUAAAAGAUUUAACGGAUAUAACAGAGAAAACUAAUGAAAUUGAAAAUAAUUUAAAUCAUAUUCAAUUACAACUAAAUGAAUUAGAACAGAAACAAAAUAAUCUUUUCUUGGAAACUGAUAUUCAUACAUGGGAAUGUUCAUCAUUAUAUCUUGAAUUCAAUGACUGUCGUGGACAUUUAACAUUUACUAAUGGCCAAGUAAAUGAUUUAGAACGUGCGCUUAAUUUACAAGAUAAUCGUGGUAUGUCAAUUUUAAACAAAUUUAGCGUUGAAGAAUUAUAUAAUGAAAUAAAAGGUUUCAAUGAUCGUCUUAAUAAUACUGAAAAAGUAAUUAAACGUAAACUUAUUCAUAAACAAUCAAUUAAUGAAACAUUCACAACAUUAAAACAACAAAUGGAUGAAAUACAAAUAGCUUUAAAAGAUUUAAAAUAUGCAUCAUCAACUAGUGGAGGGAUUAGUAAAGAAGAUUUAUUGAAUUUGUUGGAUAAUUUAAAAACAUUACGCCGUAAAUACACCGAAAGUAUCCAAACCAAUGAUAGACGAUGUCAGAAUUUCUUAAAUUCAGCUGCUUCUCAAGGUGAUGGUGAUAUGUUACUCAAUGAGGUGAAAAUGAAAAUAUCUCAGAUGAAAAGUGAUAUAAAUGAACAUUGUACAGAAAUUGAUAAUGAAAUGCAACAAUUAGAUAUUCAAUUAAAUAAAUCAUUAACAAAUUUAUAUGAAAUUGAAGAAAAAACAAAACAAACCGAUCAAUGGUUAAUCAAUCAAGAAAGACGUUUAACUACUUUAUCAACUGGACCACCGACACAAUCAUGUGAUACAGUAGAUAGUAUAUCAGAACAAUUAAAGUCUCAUCAACAAUGGGUAGAUGAAUGUAAAAAUUUACUUGAAAGCAUCAAAAAAUAUUCUCAACAACAUAAUCUCAAACCUGAACGAGAUGAUGUUGAUUCUGUUUUUGAAACUGCAUCACCACUAUCUGAUUUAGUAGGAAUGAUGUACAAAAGAAUGGAACAUUUAGAAACUGAUACUAAAAAAGUAUACAAUAUAGCAGAAGAACAAUUAAAGAAUAUAAAUUCAUUUUCAAUACAAUUAGAAUCAUCUUAUCAAUGGUUAUAUCAAUGUUAUCAUGAACAUAAUGAAACAAUCAAUAAUUUAAUUAAUAAUAAUAAUAAUAAUGAAUUUAAUCAAAUGAAUAUAUUAAAUCAAUUACAAAUGAAACAUCAAUAUUUAAUGAAUUUUGCUACAUUACUUAAUAAAGAAGGGAAUAUACAAUUAAUAAAAUGUCAAAAUGAAAUUCAACAUCUCAUUGAUUUCAAUGACAAUUAUGAUAAUACAUCUAUGAUUAUAUUAGCACGUAAAGAAUUAUCUAAAUUUCAAUUAGAAUUAAAUAAUAUUACUAAUGAAAAUGAUAAAGAAUUAAAAGAGAUCGAAGCUCAGAUCAAUCGUCAAUCCAAAUUUCUCAGUAAUAUUGAAGCUGAAGAGAAAUGGUUAAAUGACAUUGAAAACAAUAUUAAUCAAGAUCGCAGUCAUUUAAACAAUUCUCAAUCUACUACUGAACUAUUACAGGACAUUCAAACUGAGACCGAUCGUUAUAAUCAAUUACUUAGUAAUGUAAAUACGCAUGAUCAACAGAUUGAUGAACAGCUACUUCCUGAAGCUCAGUCAUUGAAAGAUUCCUCAUCUUUGCAAAGAAUUGACAAUUUGAAAGGUAAAAUCAAGACUUUGAAACAAAAUUUGGAAAAAAUGAUUUCUGAUAUGAAUAUACAAGCUACAUCAAUUCAUGCUUUUCAACAAGCUGUGGAAAACUUCAGAUUUAAUCUUAAGAAUUUUGAACGUCAGAGGAGUUCAAUCUUAGAAAUACAGACAGUUAGUUAUGUGAACAUGGAAAGUGAUAGUCAGCUAUUAGAAGCGUCUUAUGUGAAUAUGAAAAAGCAAAUUGAAGAUCUUCUUACAAAUCAAUCAGAAUUAAAAACACAAUUUAUGCAUAUUGAAUAUCUUAGUCAAUCCAUUCAGUCAAUUCCAAAUGAUGAUUUAACUCAAUGUCAACAAGAAAUGGAACAAUUUUUUAAUAAACUUCAUAAAGAUUCUAAUGAUAUUCAAUCUAUUUUAUUAAAAUUAAUCAAAUUAAAUGAAUUAAUUAAAAAAUUUCAAAAUUUUUUAAAUAUCAAUCAUAACCAAUUUUUAUUGAUUUUAAAUAAAGAAUCAAUAAUAUCGAUUAAUUAUGAUCUAGAUCAACUUUAUCAAUUUUAUCAAUUAAAUUUUAAUGAAAUCAAAUUAAUUUGUAAUCAAUUUGGUAUAGAAUUAUCAUGUGAAUCACCAUCAAAUCGUAAUCAAUCAUCUAAAUUAUCAAUUAUUGAAAAUGAAAUCAAUAAUCUAUUAAAUGAUUUAAUAAAAACAUAUACAAAACAUUCGAAAUUUUUUAUUUCAUUACAAAAUGAUUUAUAUCAACAAAUUAAUCAAUUAACCAAUAAUUUAUUUCAUCAAUUAACUCAAUUAUCACAAUUAAUCAAUAAUUUAAAUCAUAUAUUCACAUGUUAUCAUGAAGGACAAAAUAAUAUUGAUUUAAUUCAAAAAGAAUAUCAAACAAUAUGUUUAAAACAAAAUAAUGAUUCGUAUGAUUAUUUAAUUCAAUCAAUUAAUCAUUUAUUAAAUCAAUUACAAAUCAAAAUCGAUCCAAUACAAAUGACAUUGAAUAAAUCGAUAGAAACAACUUGUAUAAAAUGUCAAUCUAUGAUCAUCAAUGAUAUAUUAUCUAAUUGUUUUAAACAAUUUCUGAAUAAAAAAGAUUUAUUAAUGAAUAAUAUGAAAGAAACAAUUGAAUUAUAUAAACAAUCUAAUCAAAUUGAAAUGAAUUAUUUCAAUAAUUUCAAUGAAUUAAAUAAUGAAUUAAAUCAAUUAAAAAAUUCAUUAAAUCAAUUAUGUCAUAUAACAAUUAUUGAUCAAAUCAAUAAUAUUGAUUUUAAUCAACAAUUAAAUUCUAUUCAUGAACAAUAUACAAGACUACAUAAUCGUUAUAAUAAUUUAUAUGAAAAUUUUAAAGAAACAAAUAUACAAAAUAAUAAAAUCAAUGAAUUAUUAUCAAUUAAUUCAAUCAUGAUUCAACAAAUCAAUGAAAAUUUAAUUCAAUUAAAACAAAAUUAUGAAUUACAAAAAAAUAAUUAUGAAUUCAUACAAAAUAAAUUAAAUCAAUCUAUCGAUUAUUUAAAUAAAUAUCAGUUAGAAAUUCAAAAAAUUUUUGAUCAAUUUACGAUAAAUUCAAUGAAUGAUUCAUCAUUGGAACAAAUAAUCAAUAAUUUAUUGAUUGAUUUCACAGAAUAUAGAAAUGAUUUAAAUAAUAUUCAACAAAUAAUCAAUAAAAAUGAUCAAAAUUUAAUCGAUAAUAAAAAUAUUAAAAAAAUGAAUGAUUUAUAUCAAUUAAUUAUAGAAAUCAUUCAGUUAAAUAAAACAAAUGUUUCUUCCCUUUCAUCAUCCUCGUCAUCGUCAUCAUCAUCAUCAUCAUCAACAACAACAACAACAUCAACAGCAAAUCAAUUGAUAAAUUGGAAUAAUUUUUUAAAUCAUUUAAAUAAUUUAAUAGAAUGGAUUGAAAAUACUACUAAUGAAUUUAAAGUAAUACAAUUAAAUUAUCAAAAAUUAUUAAAUAAAAUUGAACAAUUCAAUAAAAAUUAUGAUGAAAUUUCUAAAUUAAUUGAUGAAAAAUCACAACAUUUACAAAUUGAUAUAAAUUAUCUAAUACAAAAUCAAAAAUCAAUAAAAUCAAUCAUUAUGAAUGAUUUAAAUAAUAUUAAACAAUAUCAAUUAUUUAAUUUAUUGAAUAAUUUUCAAUCAAUUCAACAACAAUCGAAUCAAUUAUUUAAUAAACCACAAUCAAAGAAUAUAAAAUUGAAAUUUAUGGAUGAUCAUUAUAUACAUGAAUUUAUUACACAAAUGGAACAAUCAUUACAAUUAUUAUCUAAUCAAUUAAAUGAUAAUAUAAUAAAAUGUAAAAAUCUUUUAACUGAUGAAUAUGAAAUCAAUAAAUUAUAUAAAUCAAUACAAGAUUGGAUAAUCAAUUAUGAAAAUGAUAUAAAAAAUAUCGAAGGUAAUAUAUCAGAAAUGAUCAUUGAACCUAAACAUCAACAACAAUUAAAUUUAUCACCAACUCAUAAAACUAUUGAAAAACAUUUAAGUAGUAUAAAUAAUAUAGAAGAAACUUAUUCACAAGGUGAAAACUUAUUCGAUAUAUUCAUGAAUAAAUUUAAUCAAUAUGAUGAAUUAUAUAAUAAUGCAGAGCUGAAAGAACUACAUAAUCGUAUUAUCACAUUAGAUAAAUCACGAAUCAAUGAUAUAAAAACUAAUUUAUUACAAAUUAAAAAUAAUUUAGAUAAUCUUACAUCUAAAGGGAAUGAUAUUGAUGAACAAUUAACAAAAUAUGAACAAUCUAUUGAUAAAUUAAGACAAAUUUCAAUGAUAUUUAAAAUCGGUAAAUUAGAAGAUUUAUUACUAGAAGAAACAUUCAUGGAUACAAUGAAAUGGAAUGAUUUAUUAAUUGAAUUAGAAAGAUUUAAACGUGAUAUAUUAGAUCCUUAUGAAAUAUUGCAUAAUAAAGCUACUUUAAAACCAUCAAAAGAUUAUGUGAAUAGUUUUAAAACACGACAUAAUCAAUGUUUAAUAAUAGUAAAAGACAAAAUUAAAGAAUUGGAAAAUUAUACAUUGAAAUUAAAAAAAUUAAAACAAAAUGUUGAAGAUUUUAGUAGAUCUCUUGAAGGAGCCAAUAUAAAAUAUAAAACAUUAACAAACCAAUUUAAAAUUGAAUUUGAUGAACAAUAUACUCAUUGUAAACUCAGUGAAAUAUGUCAAUCAAUUAUGAAAAUAAUACAACAAAUCAUUGUUAAUUUAAAAGAAUAUGACUUAAAUAUUAUUGAAAAAUUACAAACUACUGAAAAAGAUAUAAGUAGUCAAGUUAUAGAAUGUGAAUUAAAAUCAGCAUUCGAAAAUUCAUUCAUGUUUGAUCGAUUCAUUUCAUUGAAAACAGAAUUAACCGAUUAUACAAAUAAUCUUAAUGAAUUAUAUAAUCACUUAAAUAAUCUUAAUAUCGAUAUUGUUAAUUAUGAACAAUGGUUUAACAAUUUGGAUAAACAAUAUCAACAAACUAAAAUAGAAUAUACUAUAGAAAAUAUAUUAUUGAAUAAAAGUAAUUUAUAUCAAUCCAUAACUGAUAUAUCAAUUCAUGAAUUAGAAAAGGAAUCAAAUCGUAAUUCAACUCAUUUAGCAGAAAUUCAUUUGCAAUAUCAAAAAUUAUUACAAACACUUUAUGAAUUACGUAAAUUAUUUAUAGAAUAUAAUCCAUCAAUUCAUAUAUUAACAGAAAAAUUAUUAACAUUCAUUAGACAAAUAAUCAAUAUUCAUAAAUCAUUUACAAAAAUCAAUAUUCAUAAUCAGUCCGAUGAACAAAUGAUAAUACAUCCUAUAAUAUAUGGUAUUGAUAUCAUUGAACAAAAUUGUAAUUAUAUUAAACAAUGUAAUCAACAUUUAAUCAAUAAUAUUAAUUAUGAUAUUAAUAUAAUACAAAUUAAAUUAACUUAUUUUAAUCAAUUAAUACAAUCUAAUAAAGAUUUAGAUCUAUGGAUUAAAGAAAUUUUUCAAUUAAUCAAUCAAAUCAAACAAGAUAAUCAUGAGAAAAAUCAAUAUUAUAAUGGUAAUCAUAAUCAUCAUCAUAAUAAUAGAAUAGAUGAAAUUCAAUUAAAAUUAGAUAUUGGUAAAACCUAUUUAAAAUCAAUACAUGAAUGGAUAGAACAAUUAAAACAACAAGAGCAACAACAACAACAACACCAACACCACCAUCAGGACCAUCACGAGGACCAACAACAACACCAAACGAAUGAAAUUAAUACCAUAAUAAAUGAUUUAUUAAAUCAACAAUAUAAAAGAUAUGAACAAAUUUAUCAAUCUAUAAUCCAAUUAAUUAAUAAUAUAAAAAAUCAACAAAAUCAACAUCAUGCAUUAAUGAAAACUUAUGAAAUAGAAUAUAAUUCAUAUGAAAAUUGGUUUAAACAAUGGAAAAAUAAUUUAUAUUUAAUUCAAUUAAAUAUAACUAAAUUAUUUAUUGAUUUAAAACAAUUGAAUGAAUUUCAUAUGAUUGAUAUUGAAAUUAAUCGAUUUAUCGAUUCUUUAAAUGAAUUAGAUAAAGAAUUAAUAGAAAAACAAACAUUAUUAUCAAAAAUCAAUAUUAAUAAUAAUAAUAAUAAUAAUCAAUUGAUCAAUAAAUUAGAUUUAAAUCAAUCAUAUGAAAAAAAAUUCUUAUUAUUAAUAAAUGAAAUAAAAGAAAAUCAAUAUUCCAUUGAAGAAAUAAUCGAUUGUUUAAAACGUAUCAAAAUAAAAUUAAAAGAAUUAAUGAUUAAUUUAAAAAAUUCUAAACAAUGGAUUGAAGAAAUCUCUGAACAAUUCUGUAGAAUAAAAGAAGGAAAAGUUUUUAUCAGAACAAAGAAUCCAAUUAGAAUAUCACCAUAUCCAUCGAAAAAUGAUUCAAAUAAAUUGGAAUAUUGGAAAACCAAUUAUUCAAUGAAUACACAAUUAUUAUUAACUAAUCAUAAUGAAAAAAAUGAAUUACAAUUGAUUACACCGUCACCAUCAUCAACAUCAGCAUCAUCAUCAUUUCUAAUUGAUCAAUUAUUAAAACAAUCUCAUCUAAAAAUGGAUUUAUUACAGAAUUAUAUUAAUGAAAUCACUAAAACAUCAUCAAUCAUAGCUGAUAAUGUUAAUCAUUUAUUCAAUGAAUUAGAAAAUGAUUUAUUCAAAUUAAAUAUUAAUGAUACAAUUAUUAUUGAUGAAAUUCAUAAUAGACAAAAUUCAAUAGAACAAUUAAUGAUUCAUAUGAUUGAUUAUAAAAAUGAUUUAAAUCUAUUUAUUAAUCAAUUAAAUCAAUUCAAUAAUAAAUUAAAUGAUUUUAAACAAUCAUUUAUGAAUCAUUUAAUAAAAAUUAAAAAAAUUAAUCAACAAUCAAUCAAUAAUCUGAAUAAUCUAUCAAUAAAUCAAUUAAUGAAUGAAAAAAAUAAUCAAUUAAUGAUUGAUAUUUAUUAUCCACUUGAUGAAAUUAUACAAAAUUAUCAAGUAUUUCAAAGUGAACUAAUGUCUCAAAAAUCUGAAUUAACACAAUUAAAUAGUUUAUGUGAAUCAAUUCAACAAAGAACUAAUGAAUCUGGUGUUAAAAAUUCUUCAAAUCAAUUAUUAAUUCAAUAUCAUAGUUUAAUUAAAAGUUGUGAGGAUGUUUUAUCUAAACUUCAACUUGUAUUUAUGGAAAAUAGAGAAUUUCAAGUAUUAUGUAAUAAUAUUAGAAAUUUCCUUGAUACUUUAAAAACAGAAUUAAAAAGUAUCAAUAUAAAUGAACAGAAUCUAAACUUAUCUGAGAAUCAUUUGAAUACAAUCACAACUAUACGUGAAAAAUUACGUUCAUAUCAACCAAAACUUUUAGAGCUUAGCGAUAGAGCAGAUCGAAUUUGUCGAGCUUCAUCAACUGCAGCAUUAACUAUGAAUCAAAUAUUUAUGACACACUCAAGUCAAUUAGAUAUAAACGAUUCUGUAAACACACCUGUGUUUACAGGCUACGAUCAUCAACAUCAACUUGCAACGAAUCAAAAUGAAAUCAACAAUUUACAAACAGAAACUAUUGGAUCUAAAGCUAAACGACAAUUAAAUGAAUUUAGAAAUGAGUUUAAUGAAAUCAAUCAACAAAUAACAGAAUACCAAGAAAAACUAAAUCAUAUGGUCAAUGAACAGAAAAAUUUGUCUGAAUUAUACAAUGAUUUACGCAAUUGGAUAGAUAAAACAGAGAAAAAGUUAAAUAUUUUAGAAUCAGGCAUGUUGGUAAAUCAAACAGAGACAAAUGAACAAAAUAUAAGACCAUUAAUUCAUGAAUCUACCGAGUUUAAUGAAAACAACUGGAAUACUUAUAUUCAACAAAUAACGGUCUUAAAUAAAGAACUUAAUGAAUAUUCACAAAAAUAUGAACAAUUUUGUGAGAAUAUACCUGAUACUACUAAGAUAAAUGGCCAGAUAAAUAAAUUUAAUCAACUGACCGGAAGAUUUACCGAAAUCAAAGGAAGAAUUCAGCAAUUUAUUACUUGGAUUAAUACAAUUCAACAAAACUAUUCUGCAUUUCGUGAUUCAGCACAAACAAUUGAACGAUGGAUGAAUAGUAUAAAUUUUCGUCUUAUGUCCGCUGGUAAUAAUAAUACUAAUAGUAAUCUAACAGGAAAUUUAUCUGCUUAUCAAGAUUCAACAAUUCAAAUUGAUCAAUUCAUGAAAGAAAUUAAUAAAGAAGGCAAAAAUCUUUUAGAAAAUACACAUCAAUUAAUUCAUUUACUUAUUCAUAAUAUAACUAAAGAUCAAGCAACAAUAUCAAGAACGAAUAGAAUAUGUGAAUCGAUCACAUGUCCAUAUCGUGAAAUUCCAAUUGAUCAUAGUGUAGUGGAUAAUUGGAAAUAUUUAGUGAAUAGUUCAAAUGAUGAAAAACUAUUAGAUAGAAUUAUUUUAGAUGUUUUAGAAAGAAAUAAAGAGAUUGAAAUUAAUUAUAUGAAUAUACAUUCGAAUGCACAAUCUAUCAAGAGUCGACUAGAUGACCAGUUUAAUCGUUUCAAAGCUUACAUUGAUUCAUUGAAUUCAGUCGCUACAUUUAUACUAAAUGAUUUACAGUCUUGGUGGAAACGAUUAAGUGUUAUUAGUCAGUCAUCAGUGGCAGUAGCUACAAUAACAGGAAUUACAACAACGAAUCAACUCAUCACAACAUCAGAUCCAAUCUCUUCAAAUUCAUACAAUGUUACAGGAUUAACAACCUAUCCAAAUAAAAGUUUUAUCAAUUAUCAAAUAGAUCGUUUGAAACAAUUGACAGAUGAUAAACCUCUAGCUAAAGCAGUAAGUCUAGAAGACGUUGGUCAUCAGUUAGCUAUGACAUUGGCUAUGCAAUCACAGUUGAUAACGAUGAAAAGAGAAUUGUCCACACUUGGAUAUAAAUGUGGAAUGUCUUCAGUGGAAAUCGAUUAUGUUUCACAAGAAGGUGAUAAAAGCUCUGAUAAUAAAGGAAAUAGUUCAGAUCAAACUUUGGUGAAAUUGUUAGCUAAACAUGUGCAAAAUGCAAUCGAUAUAGAAAACAGAAAGCUUGAAUGUCACACUGAACAACUACGUGAAUUACGAACAAAAUGGGAGCAUUAUGUUAAAGAACGUGAUAUAUUUGGCCGUUGGUUAUCUGAACGUCAAACAGCUUGUCAUCAUUUAUUAGAAUUGAGAUCAAGAUCAACACAACCAGAUGAUGAAGAGAGUAGAGCACUUGAAUUUAUACAAAAAUUCCCAACUAUUUAUAAGGAUUUUUUAAAUACAUUAAAAGAUAAAGAAAAACAAAUCAAUCAAUUAAUCAAUAUAUAUCAAGAACUUAUACAACAUAAUUCACAAAUUACUGAUCCAUUAUUAGAUAGAUUAAAUACAGAAUUUAAAAAUUUAUUAAAACAAACAAUAACAAGAAUAAAACGAGUAGAAAAAGAAAAACAUGAAAGAAAACCCGUGGAAGAAUCACAUUCAGAGUAUCGUGGUAAAAUACCAAUUUUACCAGAGAAAGCGGAAGCACUUGUUCAUAGUUCAGCUAAAACAUUGAAGCAUACAAAAUUACUUAAUGAAUUAGCCAAAUCAGUAAAUCAGUUGAAAAAUGAAGUUUACACUAGUGAAGUUGAUGCUCAAAGAAAUUAUUUGGUUGAUCAAAGAGAUUAUUCUAUUCCUUCAAAUACAAUUACUUCUUCUUCUUCUAAUCAAUUAUCAAAUAACAAUUUACAACAAAGAAUAUCAACUGAAUCAAUUCGAAGAAAUUUACCUUCAUCUAAUUAUUAUCCAAUAAUUCAAUUAAAUAAACAAUCAAUUAUCAAUAAAUAUCAUAAAUCUUCAUUUGAUGAUAUACCAAAUUGGUGUAAUGAUGAUAUGAAAAUUUCAUCUUAUUCAUAUGAUAAUAAACAACCAAUUGAUUUAAUAUCAUCUCAUUAUUUUAAAAAUGAUUUAUCACAGUAUACAACAUCUAAACCUUGUAUACAUUUACCAUUGAAAGAUGAAUUACACAAUGAACAGAAAAGAUUAAAUACAUCACCUUAUUCAUCAUCAUACAAGAGUUCAAGUCCAAAACCAGAUACCUUUAUGAAAUCUCGCAGUUCCAAAAAAACUAAUUUAGCUCCGUCUCAUGCAGGUAGACCUAUUUCUAGAAACACCAAUGUACCAUCUGAUACUAGACAAAGAAUAAUCUCCCAAACACAAUCACUAAAUAAUAAAUCUACACAAAUGACAACUUCCAGUUUAAAUGAUAACACUUCCUUGUUAAGGACCAAAAAUGUUGCGAAAAAAUUAAAUACUAACCCAGAUAACAAAUCAUAUCCAAUUUACUGA